Acanthaster planci (crown-of-thorns starfish) is the source of this 3316-nucleotide messenger RNA. It is a transcript of the gene clcn2, whose product is annotated as chloride voltage-gated channel 2. Lineage: Eukaryota; Metazoa; Echinodermata; Asteroidea; Valvatida; Acanthasteridae. Gene Ontology annotation, biological process: transmembrane transport; chloride transport. Gene Ontology annotation, molecular function: voltage-gated chloride channel activity. The record is from RefSeq and is a predicted model, not a curated record. Gene Ontology annotation, cellular component: plasma membrane.
GGGUAUUGCCAACAUUUUCCAACAUGGCGCUUCAGCCGGAUCGUCGGGAGCUCGGCUACGAGCAGACUUUGAUGUAUGGCAGGUACCGGCAGGAGCUGAGUCAGUUUGCUAAGAAUGAGGCAGCCAGACAAAGGGAGGAGAAAAAACGACAGAAGCAAUUAGAUGAUGAAUUCCGACAGUAUAGAGGCACCUGCUGCUAUACAGUCAAAUCUAACUUGAUCUGGUUCCGUGACUUUGUCUUCAGUAAGAUAGGGGAAGACUGGAUUUUUCUAGCUCUCCUUGGCAUCAUUAUGGCCUUGCUGUCAUUUGCUAUGGACUAUGCCAUCGCUAAAUGCCAAACAGCUCAAGUACAACUCUUUAUGCUCUUGAAGGGCCUUCCUGUUCUACAGUACUUUGGCUGGGUUGGCUUCUCUAUAAUCCUCAUCAUAUUCUCUUCAGUAUUUGUGCAUCUAGUAUCACCCAAUGCUAUAGGUUCUGGAAUACCUGAGAUGAAGACCAUUCUAAGAGGUGUGGUACUGAAGGAGUAUCUAUCAUUCCGCACUCUGAUAUCCAAGGUCAUUGGAGUGGCAGCAUCACUUGGCAGUGGCCUACCCAUUGGAAAAGAGGGCCCCUUUGUGCAUAUUGCCAGCAUCGUGUCCACCAUGCUCAGCAAACUCAUUGUCACAUUCAAGGGCAUCUUUGAGAAUGAGUCUAGAAACAGUGAGAUGCUAGCGGCAGCCUGUGCCGUGGGUGUAUCUUGCAACUUUGCUGCCCCCAUCGGGGGUGUGCUGUUCAGCAUUGAAGUCACAUCCACUUACUUUGCUGUACGGAACUACUGGCGAGGAUUCUUUGGUGCUGUGUGUGGAGCAUUUGUCUUCCGGCUGUUGGCUGUGUGGAACAAAGAUGAAGAAACGAUCACUGCUCUUUUCAAGACAACCUUCCGAGUGGAUUUCCCAUUUGACCCUCAGGAAUUAAUUGCCUUUGCUUUUAUUGGUAUUGUGUGCGGAUUUGGUGGCGCCCUUUUUGUGUUUGUUCACAGGCGCAUUGUAGACUUCAACAGAACACACAAGAAAGUCAGUGCUUUCUUGAUGAAAAAUCGCUUCUUGUAUCCCUUGGUGGUAUCGCUUGUCAUUUCCUCCAUUACGUUUCCCCUGGGUCUUGGACAGUUUAUGGCUGGAGAGUUGACUCAGAAGCAGCAGAUUGACGAGCUCUUCAGCAACACAACGCUAGGGAAUGAUCCAACAGCCACCAUAGACGAGGAGAACAAGUUUAAGCCUUGGCAUCGGCCCAAUGUCUUUGUCACUCUUGGUGUCUUCAUCGUCAUGCAGUUCUGGAUGACUGCUCUCGCUGUCACACUCCCAGUACCAGCUGGAGUGUUCAUACCUGUUUUCACAUUAGGAGCGGCUUUUGGCAGACUGGUGGGUGAAUGUAUGGCAGCAUGGUUCCCCCAAGGUAUACAUACAUCGGAUGCUGUCGUCAACAAAGUCAUACCAGGCGGAUAUGCUGUAGUGGGUGCAGCAGCAUUGUCAGGCAGUGUCACCCACACUAUAUCAACCUCUGUCAUAGUCUUUGAGUUGACAGGCCAAAUCACCCAUAUUCUACCCGUCAUGAUGGCCGUGUUGAUUGCCAAUGCCAUUGCCCAGUUACUGCAGCCGUCCUUUUAUGACAGCAUCAUCCAAAUCAAGAAGUUGCCUUACCUACCAGAUAUCAGCCAUGCUGGUUCUAAGACCUAUGAGAUAUUUGUUGAAGAUAUCAUGGUGAGGUAUGUCAAGUUCAUAUCCUGGCUCUCAACGUAUGCAGACCUGAAGGAACUUUUGGAUACUUCUCCCAAAUUGCAGUCUUUCCCACUGGUUGAUGCUCCUGAGUCCAUGAUCUUGCUGGGAUCAGUGCAGCGUAGUGAACUGGAAUACAUGAUAGAGAAGAAGAUUGGGUUAGCUCGGCGGCUGGCAGUAGUAGCUGACAGGAAGAGAGCCCAGGGGCAAAGCCAGCCAAGCCCCUCUGACCGCUUCUCUGUUGUCUCCUUUAAUGCCAAGCCGGAUGAAAACAACUCACAGCAAAUUUCCAUCAGAGAUGCUGGUAACAAGGAUGCAUCGGCUAUAAGUCUGUCCAACUUAGAGCUAUCACUCACUGUCCUGCUUCGGACUUCCCCGCGUGCAUCCCCACGGUCAUCCUUUUCCAGUCAGGGUAUGUUUAGGCGCUAUGGCUCCAGAGAUAGCAUACAGAGUUCUAGUACCGACUCGUUGGAGGGUACCAAAAAGAAGGUCCGAGUCUAUAAGCUGCCAAUUGGAGAGUUUGAAGACAUGUCAGUGGAGGAGCAAGAAGAAUGGGAAGCUGAUGAGCUGAAAGUCCAGUUGGACUUUAGUGAGGUCCACAUUGAUCCUGCCCCCUUCCAGCUUGUCGAAAGAACCUCAUUGCACAAGUGUCAUUCCAUGUUCUCCCUGCUUGGCCUCAACCACACCUAUGUGACAACUCUUGGACGACUGGUUGGUGUGGUUUCUCUCAAAGAGAUAAGGCGAGCUAUUGAAAGGUCCGCGGAGAGCAACAACCGUGGCUCCUUCAGGAGAAGUCAGACGGAGGAACCACAGAACAUCAUCCAGGCAGAAAGGUCUUCAAGCUGACUUCUUAACAGCCAAGAGAGUAUCUGAAUAACCUGGUCCUGACUUGCCCCUCUCACCUAAUACACCCCAACCCCAAGCCCUCCCAUGCAUGAUAUUCCUCUAAAUAUCCAAACAUCUUCCAUAUCCAUGGAUAUACAGGUGUUUAGUUAGAAUGUAGUAGUGAUGAAAUGUUGCCAAACUUUGUAGCUCUUGAGAGUAUUUUGAGUUUGUAUUGAAUAGUUCAAAUAUCGCCUAGGUUCAUUGGGUAGUCAUAUAUACCUGAUUGUUUAUUGAGCUACUAUAAGGAUACUUUGAAAUAUAAGUAUUUUGAAAAUAUCUCCAAACAGUCCAUCUGCUAUUUGUACAUUGCAAUGAAAGUUAUUGAUGCUGUAGGAUAUGUGUUUCCAUAUGUUACUACAAUUUAUGUUCAAGCUACUUUGCAUGUAUAAACUUUAUGGAAAAAUACCAGAGGUUCAUUUGGCCUUAAGCACUGAGUGUAACUCAACAAAGAUACUUGGGCACAUCAGUAGUAAGUUGAUAAAAUUUGAAUUUAAUCUUCCAUAAAUAUCAAAUGACGGCCCAGAUGCUUUCUUGGCUGAUACCGAAUGUGUGUAAUGAAGUACUUGCCAGCGAGGGAUAAAAUAACGAUUUUACUUUUAAUAUUUUCUGUAAAUUCUACAAGACAUUUUGAAGGAUAAUGGUAGAGUUGUUGAAUGCUUCUUGUGGCCCUUUUCACCCAU